Myiozetetes cayanensis is the source of this 1219-nucleotide messenger RNA. RefSeq names its product mesenchyme homeobox 1 (gene MEOX1). Gene Ontology annotation, biological process: positive regulation of transcription by RNA polymerase II. The record is from RefSeq and is a predicted model, not a curated record. Lineage: Eukaryota; Metazoa; Chordata; Aves; Passeriformes; Tyrannidae. The transcript is spliced from 3 exons. Bases 6 to 755 code for a protein of 249 amino acids. Gene Ontology annotation, cellular component: nucleus. Gene Ontology annotation, molecular function: RNA polymerase II cis-regulatory region sequence-specific DNA binding; DNA-binding transcription factor activity, RNA polymerase II-specific.
AGCUGAUGGAUCCCACCGGCAGCAGCUGCAUGCGCAGCCCCCAGCCUGCCCCCACCCUCUGGGGGUGCCUGAGGGGCACCCCCACGGAUGCCAGCACAGCCCCAGGGCUCAACCACUGCCCAGCAGCGCCCUUCUCCUUCCAUCACAGACCAGACUUCGAUACUUCUUACCCUGACUUCUCAGCCUCCUGCCUGGUGACAGCUCCCCACAGCUUCCCACGCGAGGAGCGAGCGUUUGUGGAGCAGCACCACCCUUUCCAACCCUCUGACUGGCACCUGGCAGCAACUGAGACCAGAAGACAACUCAGCCCACAACAGGCCUUGGCAUCUGAGGAGUUAAAGGGCAGCAGCCCAGACCCAGCGAGUGGGACAGUGGGUGUGGAUGAAGAUGAAGAGGCACCAGUAAAUACCACAAAUGACACUGAGAAAAAGCCACCCAAAAGGAAAAAGGAGAGCUCAGAAAACCAGAACUCGAGCAACAAGACAGAACCCAGCAGCAAAUCACGGAAGGAGAGGACAGCUUUCACGAAGGAGCAGCUGCAGGAGCUGGAAGCUGAAUUUGCCCACCAUAACUACUUGACAAGGCUCAGGAGAUACGAGAUAGCCGUGAACCUGGAUCUCACCGAAAGACAAGUCAAAGUAUGGUUUCAAAACAGAAGAAUGAAGUGGAAACGUGUUAAAGGUGGGCAACCAGUGUCCCCACAUGAACAUGACACAGAGGAUGUGGACUCUGCUGCCUCACCCAGCUCUGAUUAAUCCUUGUAGCAGUGGGAGAGGAGUCUGGAGAAAGUAAUGGAGCAGAAUGUGGAUGCAACGCUGCUUCGGGUCAGCUACUCAGUGAGCUCAUGCUGCUUGCAAAUCCUGCAGCCCACAGUCUUUAAAAGGUGUCUGAUGCUUUGUGUUACAGAGGCAAUUAAAGAGCACAGGGGGAAAAAGCCAAAGGAGGGCACGAUUUUGAUUUUUGUCUCUGGAACUGUCUUACUACCACAGAUGUGUCUACAGAAAACAAUGAUAACAUUGAAUAUGAAACAGCAGUAAUGUUGUCUAGCUGCUCAGGCAGUCAGGAAAUACAGCUUGUCAGCCAGAGAGUGACAACACAGAUGUAUUCUCAUCCAGCCUUUCCCUGGUCACAUCUGCUCAGGGUGCAUUUGGACUUGGCAAUACACAUUUUACUCGUGCCUUGCUUUGAGAGAAAAAUAAAUACUUUGAUAGUCACUGAU